This is a messenger RNA of Gopherus flavomarginatus (Mexican gopher tortoise), 2427 nucleotides long. RefSeq names its product interferon-inducible GTPase 5-like. Gene Ontology annotation, molecular function: GTP binding; GTPase activity. Gene Ontology annotation, cellular component: membrane. The transcript has 3 exons. NCBI's taxonomy places the organism in Eukaryota, Metazoa, Chordata, Testudines, Testudinidae. The coding region runs from base 602 to 1933 and encodes 443 amino acids. The record is from RefSeq and is a predicted model, not a curated record.
GGAGCAGCAUUUAUUGGUACACACAGAGCUAACCAACCGCCAACCCAAACAGGCUGGGCUAUCCCCUAAUAAUCUAACUCAGUUGCCAUAGCAACACAAGAUUCUAUCACCAUGACAACCAAAUACACAACACUUUUAUUGUUUUUAAUAUGGUUUAUCUGUAUUGCAUUUAGCUUAAGAAUAAAUGUGCCUGCUUAGAAAGAGCUGCCUGGUAACAUAACUGUGGCAAUUACACUGUUUACCAUCUCUGAAGAGGAAGCAAACAGGCCUGCUUAGGCAAUCUGUCCUAUGGGGGUGGGACGAGCUUUGCAGCCGAUCUGACACUUGCUACCUUCACUUUCGAUAUUAAUCAGAUCAAGGUCUCUGCUCAGUAUAUAAGGAGGAGCCGUGUGUGUGUGUGUCUGUGUAUCUGUGUGUCGAGAUCACAACUGAAGACUGGCCCAUCUGUUCUACUUCAAUAAAGCUGAGAAGAACGGAAGUGUUUUGGGACUAACGGACAAUUCAUACCAUCUCUGACGCUAUCCUACAGACUGGGCAACCAGGGGGUUCUCCAUAAAUGACUCUCUACAGGCACAGGGAAUGACUGAGGGAGAUUGUGAAAAUGAAAGCUGAGCAGUGCACUGGAGCUGCCAUGGCUGGGUUAGAUGCUAACGAGCUUCCCAAGAUACCUGAAGAGGAUAUGAAAGCACUGAAGGCUGCUGUUGGGAAAGGAAACCUCAAUGAAGCAGCUGCUAAUGCGAAAGAGGCUCUGGAGAUGGCUGAUAAAAUCACUGUCAACAUCGCUGUCACGGGGAAGACAGGCUCUGGAAAAUCGUCCUUUGUCAAUGCCAUCCGGGGCCUGGAGGAUACAGAUAAAGGUGCUUCUGAGACGGGGGUGAAUGAAACGACAAUGGAGCCCACUGCUUACCCACAUCCUACAUACCCAAAUGUAACCAUCUGGGAUCUGCCAGGGAUCGGGACCCCAAAGUUUGAACCAGACACGUACCUCAAACAGGUGCAGUUCAGCCGCUACGACUUUUUCAUCAUCAUCUCCUGCACCCGCUUCACAUCCCACGACAUUCAACUCACCCAGGAGAUCCAGAGACUGGGGAAGAAGUUUUACUUUGUGCGCUCCAAGGUGGAUCAGGAUUUGACAAAUGAAAACCGAUACUAUGACGCGGAGGGAAAACUGAAGCAGAGCAAUGCUUCUGUGAAAAGGCCACUUCAAUACAGUGAGAGUGCGAUCCUCGAGGGCAUCAGAGAGAACUGCAUCCAAUGGCUGAAAACAGGAGGGGGGGCCUCCCCACGGGUUUUUCUUGUAUCUAGAUUGGACUUAGGCAAGUACGAUUUUCCCAAAUUGCAGGAAACGCUAGUGGAUGAGCUCCCCAGUCACAAGAGACUCGCUCUUCUACGAUCUCUGUCCAAUACUUCUAAAGAAAUCUUGGAGAAGAAAAAACAACAGCUGCAAACACAGAUAUGGUUUAAAAGUGUGGUAUCAUGCGCAGUUGCUGCUAUUCCUCUCCCGGGUCUCUCCAUUGCUUGUGAUGCUACCAUGCUGGUGACGUCCCUGAAAGCGUACUGCAGGGACUUCGGUCUCAGUGAAAACGCUCUCGCUGCACUUGCUAGACAGAAUAACAAGCCCAUUGCAGAGCUGAAGGCCGUUAUAAAGUCCCCUCUGUGUGAGGAAAUAACAAAAGAUCUUGUAAUUAAAAUACUAACCAAGUGCGCAGCUGGGGCAGUGCAAUAUGCUACAUUGUUUUUAAAAUUUAUACCCGUGGCAGGUGCUGUGGUAGGUUCUGUGGUAGCUGCAGCAUUUUCUCUCCCUACCACAUACUUAAUGUUGAAGAGUUUCCUGGAUGAUGUUGCUGCUGAUGCUGUACGAGUUCUGGAGGUGGUUAUGGACGAAGCCAUUUCAAACUUGGAGAAAAAGGACAAAAACACCCGCACCCCUUGAAAGGAAGAAACAUCAGCACGUGGCUGGAGCUCGGAGCUCAAAGUCUCAUAAAAUUGCUGCCUUUCUGCAUCAGGUGGGAAACUUCACCAGAACUGAGCUCUGAGCCCCAUUUCCACUGAGGUCUCUCACCCACCAUGACAUAUUGAAUUUAAUUCAGCCAUAAAAUGGACAGGGGGGAUCCUGACUGACCCUGUUCUUUGCUUUGUCUUCAUUUCCCCAGCAAAAGAGGCCAAGUUGUUAUAAAGCUCCACAGGGUCCCGAGUGCCUCACGCUCUCUGCAGGGACCUCAGGGAAUGGUUAUUUCAGGCCCCAGCAGAGAGCAGGGCCAUGGCAGAGCCCAUCGAACUCUUCACUGGGAAAUGACAGGGAGCGACACCAACGAUGACUUGUUCUAGCCACAGAUUUUCCAUUUCUUGGUUCCCGUUCCCCUGAAAUUGCAGCCUGGGUUGGGCAUGUGGGCAAAUUCACUCAGACACAAUCGUAAAAACCCUAAA